Molecule: messenger RNA, 1943 nt
Organism: Tribolium madens (black flour beetle)
Lineage: Eukaryota; Metazoa; Arthropoda; Insecta; Coleoptera; Tenebrionidae
Product: alpha-tocopherol transfer protein-like
Exons: 5
Coding region: 1149-1943 (264 amino acids)
Cellular component (GO): membrane
Molecular function (GO): phosphatidylinositol bisphosphate binding
Source: RefSeq, a predicted model, not a curated record
GGACCUGUGUUUAAUAAGAUUUUUUUGUUGUCUCCUAGUAUGUAGUUCUCCGUAGUUUAUACUAUUACCUCCUUAAAUAUUUUACAAUCUUUUUUUAACACCCUGUAUUUCUAAUUUUGAAAUAAUUCUGGUGCCAAAGUGGCGGGGCCAGGGCCUCAUUUAAUGCUAAAGUAACGCUUGUAAAAAUAAAAGGGAGGGGAGUAGUUUGGUGUGCAAUCGUAAUUUGUGAACCAAUAAUAAAACAUGCAGAGAUUAGAGUUUUUUGCAAACCGUAAAAAAGUUUAACGUAUUACGGACAAAUGGCCGUUGCUAAGGAAUUAAAAAACAAGACGUUUACGUAAACGUCUUUGAAUUGACGGAAUACGCCUUUCACCGUUGAAAAACGUACACACGACAAUUAAAUGACGUUGUCGAUAAGUUUAACGUUAAAUUAAACGGUUUGCAAAAACUCUCUAUUAACCAAAAAUCCUCGAUCAGAUCUGCAUGACUGGAUGGAAUAGUCGUAGUCCUAGUUUGUACUCCAGGAACACAGUGAAGUUUAGGUCAAGAAUCAACCUUUUGCUCAUUGUAUUAAUUUAAUUGCUAAGAGUAGUUUUUAUGAUUAAAAAUUACGUUUAUUUAACAAAACAAUAUUAAAAAAAAUAUUAUCAUCACAUUACUUUUUUUAAUGUCAACGAACUCACAAUUCAAAACCUACGUAUAGGUAACUGUCGAGAUCAUUUCACAUAACUGAAUACAAAUCGUCUUCGUGCUUUAUUUCUUCAAGGUCCGACAUGGAUAAUAGUUUAAUAAUUUACAAAAAAUGGUGUAAUAUAAGAAAGAAGUGAUGUGAUCAGAUGUAGAAAUUUAAUUACUAUUACCUACUCAUAUUUAAGUAGAUUUUUCAGUUAAGUGAAAACGAUUUCAACACCCAUAAAUAACAACGAUUAUUAAGAAUCAUCCAGGUGUGUUGUUUUUUCAAUAACCAUACUAUAAUUGUUUUGAUAUUCACUAAUAACCUUGAAAAAAAGAUUUUGGAUGAACAUAGGCACGCAUUUAGCUACACAACAAGGUGUGGAUGACUCCACAUAGUAAGAUUUAUAACUAUUGCUUUGUGUUUACUUUUGUACAUAACUGUGAAGUUACUUUACUUAGUUUUUUAAUUAAUAAUGGAAGAAGUAGAGCAAGUGGAAAAGAUUGAAAAAGAAAAAUGUGUAGGACAAUUUCGGAACCUUAUGAAAGGUAAUGACAUCUUAAAGUAUGUCCCAAGUAAUGACGAUUAUUUACUCAGAUUUUUGUACACAACAUCUUUUGAUGUGAUAGAAGCUUUCAAGUUAAUGAAAUUGCAUUAUGAAUUUAUGUUAGAGUGUCCAGAAUGGUUUACUAAAGACGGCCCCUUAUCCAGAAAAUACAUAAUAGAGAAAAACAUUAGAGUUUUAACACCCUACAGAGAUCGAGAUGGUCGACAAAUAUACAUAAUCAAAACAGGAAAUUUGGAUCCCAGUAAAAUGGAACUUUUUGAUGUUGUCGGCAUUGAUGAUUGCUGGGUGGAAUUUUUAGCAGAUGAUCUCAAUUUUAGACAAAAAGGACUGUGUGUUAUUGUUGAUAUUGCUAAUUUGACAUGGAGAAUGUAUAAAUGGUGUACACCGUACUUAACACGAACUUUUAUGAGAAAAAUUAAUACAUGGCCUAUUAAAGAAUAUAGAAUUCAUGUAGUCAACACUAACUUUAUAGCAAACAGCAUUAUCAAAAUUAUAUGGCCUUUUGUUAACGAGCAUCUAAAAAAGGUGAUUAAAUUUCAUUUUGAUGAUUGGGAGUCUCUUCAUGAAUAUAUUAACCCUAAUGAAUUACCACCUGAAUAUAGAGGAUCAGCUGUAAUAGACUACAAAGAGUGUUAUAGAAAUUUGUUUAAAAAAAACGAUGAGAUAGUUAAUAACUUUAGAACAUACAGAAAUGUUAUGUAA